AUGCCGUUCUUUCUUUCUUGCAACUUGUCUGUUUGUGGACGGCUCUGGAUAUGGGUCCUCUCCACUCUCCUGGCUACCACCACCACCACUUCCGCUCAGCUGGAUAACUUCACUUCACCAACACAUCAAUUCAAAUCGCGGCCCGAUUUACACGCUCCAAUUGUGAACUUUGAUAUCCUACGACCAGAACUCAUCUCUCCGGGAUACAUUUUUCUUGCACCUUAUCGGAAUCUCGAUCCGGGACCGUACAUUUACGACAAUUGGGGAGAUUUGAUCUGGUCUGGAGCGGGAGCCAGUGGGCCCAAGACUGCGCAUACACCGCGAGUAUGCACUUACCAAGGGAAGGAUCAUCUUUGUUUCUUCGAGGGCGAGCAACAUCAGGGAUUCGCUCGUGGACAUGGAGUGAUUAUGGAUUCGAGUUAUCGAGUUGUCAAGACGAUUGAGAGUUCGGGGGCUGGAGCUUCGAAUGAUAUGCAUGAGUUUAAGAUGACGCCGUAUAGUGGUGGGAGGACGGUGUUGAUGACCAUCUAUCAGCCUCGACAGUAUGAUUUGACUGCGAAUCCGCUGUUCAAGAUUCGGGGUGGGAUGGGAUGGAUUGUGGAAGGGGUGUUUCAGGAGGUGGAUAUUGAGAGUGGGGAGGUGGUGUUUGAAUGGCGUUCUUUGGAUCAUGUGGAUCCUUCCGAGGCGUGGACUCUUCCUGCUUCCACGGAUACUUCGGGAGAUGGACUGCACGAACAGUCUCCGUGGGAUUACUUCCACAUCAACAGUAUUGACAAGAAUGAGGAGGGGGACUACCUCAUCUCCGCCCGGCAUGUGAGUGCCGUGUACAAACUCUCCGGCGAGACGGGGGAGAUUUUGUGGCAAUUGGGAGGGAACAAUCCAUCUUUCCACCAAGUCGAUUUCAUCUUCUCCUACCAGCAUCACGCCCGUUGGAUCUCCGAGAACAGCACGCACACCGUCCUUUCAUUGUACGACAAUGCAGGAAACAGCUUCAACAGCACCGGGGAUUUCUCACACGGUUGGAUCAUAUCCAUCAAUCACCUCGACCAGACAGCCCAUAAAAUCAAAGAAUGGGGCGCUCCAGAACCUUCAGGAGGGUUACUUUCCACUUCGCAAGGAAAUCUGCAACUCCUCCCCAWCGGCAACUGCCACAUUGGCUGGGGAGAACACGCUUACUUCUCCGAACACACGGCCGAGGGGGAAGCGGUCAUGUAUGCCAAACUUGCCGAACGAGAAUCCAAUGUCAUGAUCUAUCGUUCCAACAAGUACAAUUGGACGGGACAACCGGUGACGAAACCUGCUUUGUGGGCGUAUAGUAGGACCGGGGAGGAGAUGACGGGCUUCUGGGUGUCUUGGAAUGGAGCGACGGAGGUGAGGAGUUGGAAUUUGUAUACGGGGGAGUCGAGCCAAGGACCCUGGAAAUUCGCGGGGAAUGUUGCCAAGAGUGGAUUCGAGACGGAGGGACAGGUUGGGUAUGGGGUUACGUGGAGUUUCGUGGAGGCUGUGGAUGGGGAGGGGAAGGUGUUGGAACGGAGUGCGAUUGUUAGGACUUUUGUUCCUGGGGAGGGGUUGAGGGAGUGGUGUGAUGAUCGGGGAUGUGGACUUGCGGAAGUGGUUGAGGAAGGGGAGGAAGUUGUUGUUGAUGGGGAGGGAGAGGGAGUGCUUUCGACGAUGAGGGGAUAUAAUACUGCGCAGUAUUAUGCUGAUUUUGAACGGGAGGAGGGUUUUGGAGAGGUCAGUCGUGUUGCUGUUGCUGUUGGGUUUGGGAUGGUUCUGGGUGUUGUGGUGGUGUUGGGUGGGUUUUUCAUUUGGAGGGUUGGGGGGUGGAGGAGAGCGAGGGGGAAAGUAUGGGAUGUUGGGGAGAAGGUUGUGGAUGGGUGUUGGGCGUCGGAGGUUCUGGGGAGGUAUUCGAGGUUGAGGCAGCGGGAGGAAGGAUUUGAAUAG
Molecule: messenger RNA, 1944 nt
Organism: Ramularia collo-cygni
Lineage: Eukaryota; Fungi; Ascomycota; Dothideomycetes; Mycosphaerellales; Mycosphaerellaceae
Exons: 1
Coding region: 1-1944 (647 amino acids)
Source: RefSeq, a predicted model, not a curated record